AUGGCAGCAAGGUGGGGACGGCCGUCAGAGGGCAGUGUGUCUUUUUGCGUUGAUGGUAGCUUCCGAUUGGAUCCCAGGUGCAUGGGUUGGGGAGGAAUCGUGCGUGAUUCUCAGGGGUUGUGGCAAGAUGGCUUUCACGGGUACAUGAUUGGAGAAAGUGCUUUCAUGGCUGAAGCAAUUGCUCUUGAAAGAGGUCUGCACUUUGUGUGGGACAGGGGCUAUAGACAGGUCGUUUGCAAUGUUGAUUGCAGAAAUUUGCUGCAAGCACUAGGAGAUGAGGAAAAAUGUCAGCUUCUCCCCAUCCUAGGUGAUAUACGAGAGUUGCUCCAAAGGAGGUGGGUGGUUUCCUUGUCAUAUGUUGGCAGAGAUUGUAAUGCGUCGGCGGACUGGUUGGCCAAACGAGGAGCGUCUUCGCCGCUGGAUCUUGAGUGCUCGCUGGAUUCUCCGCCCUGGGAGUUGGAGGUCCUUAUUUUGAGGGACCGUUUAAGCUCGUUGUAG
Lotus japonicus is the source of this 498-nucleotide messenger RNA. RefSeq lists its product as uncharacterized. Lineage: Eukaryota; Viridiplantae; Streptophyta; Magnoliopsida; Fabales; Fabaceae. The transcript has a single exon. The record is from RefSeq and is a predicted model, not a curated record. Gene Ontology annotation, molecular function: RNA-DNA hybrid ribonuclease activity; nucleic acid binding. Bases 1 to 498 code for a protein of 165 amino acids.